Anopheles stephensi (Asian malaria mosquito) is the source of this 489-nucleotide messenger RNA. RefSeq lists its product as uncharacterized. The coding region runs from base 1 to 489 and encodes 162 amino acids. The record is from RefSeq and is a predicted model, not a curated record. NCBI's taxonomy places the organism in Eukaryota, Metazoa, Arthropoda, Insecta, Diptera, Culicidae. Gene Ontology annotation, molecular function: nucleic acid binding. The transcript is spliced from 2 exons. Gene Ontology annotation, biological process: DNA integration.
AUGUCAAGCGAUGCCUUCCUUGCAGCAUUUCAUCGCUUCACUAGUCGACGUGGAUUGAGCAAGGAGAUUUUUUCGGACAACGGAUGCAAUUUCAAGGGAGCCAAAACGGAGCUGCACGAGCUGUAUCAACUGUUCCAGAACCGAGCAACCGUCGACAAAAUAGAGGAAUACUGUCAGCCGAAGGAAAUCGUGUGGCAUUUUAUACCACCCGAAGCACCAAACUUCGGAGGUCUUUGGGAGGCUGCAGUCAAGAGCACGAAGUACCAUCUUAAGCGAACGUUAAAGGACGCCAAGCUAACGUUCGAAGAGUAUACGACGGUGCUGACCCAGGUGGAGGCGAUCCUGAAUUCGAGGCCGCUGUUUGCUAUUUCUACCGAUCCAACGGACCCAGAAGUGAUCACUCCAGGUCAUUUUCUGACUUUGAACGUGUCGACCAGCGGUGGGGAAGCAAAAACGCACGAUUCAAAUGGUCCAAAGAAUGCAAAUUGA